AUGGCGUACUUCAACCAAGCACGGCAGAAUGUGAAAUACACGUGUUCCGCAAGUGCGCCACUAUGCCCAGACGAGAAGGCUGUAUCCACUUUAACCUCUCUACCGACACCACCUACGUCACCGGAAAUAUCAAAUACCGCCAAAGGUCAGAAACAGACGUCAUGUACUCCGAAACGCCGAACCGACCACCCGAAGGCCUCAAAACGGCGCGACCCUAUUGGUCAGCUACUGGCAAGUCUCGGAAGUCAGCGUGGACCCUUUGCAGAGCCGGCCCUUCAAGCACCAUCUGCAUUUUCUCCUAUAUCCGCCGGUCACUGCAUCGCCCAGCUGUCGCCCUUAGCAGCAAUAGCCCAGUGCGACCGAAGCGCAGAAGUUGGCAUUGCAACAACAGCAACAACAACAGCACAUGCAAGUUCAACAUCAAAUGCAGCAACAAUAUAUUGCGCAACAGCGCCAGAUCGCAGCCGAACAAACCAGCAUAUGUUGGCCCGAAACAUGACCGAAAAUCUUGACAAUUCCUACUGGAUAUCGGUCUUGAAGACUUCCGGUGAGGCAAUGACGCCAUUUAGUCCGAAGGAUGCGCGCACCCCGGCAGCGCCACGAUAUCAGUGUGCCGACUGCAAGAAAAGCUAUUCGACCUUCGGUGGCCUCUCUAAACACAAACAAUUCCACUGCGUCAGCCACGUUAAAAAGGAGUUUAACUGCAAAUACUGUGAUAGAUCCUACGGCUCUUUAGGAGCCCUAAAAAUGCACAUCCGAACACACACCCUACCGUGCAAAUGCAAACUCUGCGGCAAGGCCUUUUCGCGUCCUUGGUUACUACAGGGACACCUUCGGACACACACAGGCGAGAAGCCUUUCAAAUGCGCGCACUGUGGCAGAGCCUUCGCUGACAGGUCCAAUCUGCGCGCGCAUCUUCAGACUCACUCUGAUGUCAAGAAAUAUGGCUGCAAAAACUGCGCCAAAACGUUUUCUCGCAUGUCAUUGUUGCUAAAACACGAAGAAGGAAGCUGUAUUGGUUUGAGACGCUAG
Dreissena polymorpha is the source of this 1032-nucleotide messenger RNA. Its product is annotated as zinc finger protein 16-like. Gene Ontology annotation, molecular function: DNA-binding transcription factor activity, RNA polymerase II-specific; RNA polymerase II cis-regulatory region sequence-specific DNA binding. Gene Ontology annotation, biological process: regulation of DNA-templated transcription. Lineage: Eukaryota; Metazoa; Mollusca; Bivalvia; Myida; Dreissenidae. The transcript is spliced from 4 exons. The coding region runs from base 1 to 1032 and encodes 343 amino acids. The record is from RefSeq and is a predicted model, not a curated record.